AGCUUCAAAUACCAAAUAUUUCCAUUAUUGGUUAACAGAAUCUCAAACAUCUCAUCCAUCAUCUGAUCCUUUGCUUCUUUGGCUCAACGGUGGGCCAGGUUGCUCAUCAGUAGGUGGUUUGAUUGAAGAGCUUGGACCUUUCCAUAUUGCCGAUUUCGGUAACACAGUUUACUUGAACCCCAGUUCAUGGAACAAGUUCGCUAAUGUCUUAUUCAUUGAAUCUCCAGCUGGUGUUGGAUACUCAUAUGCCACUAACGAUGACAUCAAAACAAACGAUGAUGAAGUUGCUCAGAAUAACUAUGAUGCUCUACUUCAAUUCCUUAUCAAGUUCCCUGAAUACAGAGGAAGAGAGUUCUAUAUUACUGGAGAAUCAUAUGCAGGCAUCUAUUUACCAACCUUAGGUUUCAAAAUCAUCCAAGAUAAGACAAACUUCCCCAACUUCAAGGGUAUGGCUAUCGGUAACGGAGUUUUGAACGUACAUAACAACUACGACACUAUGAUCCCUCUAUACUACUAUCACGGAGUCUUGCGUGACGAGCUUUACAACAAGAUCAAGUACAACUGCUGCAACGGAAGCAUUGAGGGUUGUGAUAUCUAUGGACUGUUCCAUCACUCAACCUGCCGUGAACCUGUUUUGGAAGCUUUACAAGGAACAGAUGACCUUGAUCCAUACAAUCUUUACCAUGCUUGUUACUUGUCUGGAGAUCAAAGCAUGAAGCGUAACUUCAUCGAUAGAAACCUUCGCAGACGAUUCGGCUUACCAGUCCGUAAACAACUGUCAAGCGCGGCUGCUUCUUCUGUUCCACUUUGUGCCCAAACAGAAAACACUGCCACUUGGUUGAAUAAGGCUGAAGUUCGUAAAGCUCUACACAUCCCUACCUCUAUCAAGAAGUGGUAUGAUUGCAAUGAUGUAGUCAAUGGUUUGUUCAAGACAACACAUCUGGACAUGACGAUGGAAGUAGAAGCCAUUAAUGCCGCUGGAGUCAGAGUUUUGAUCUAUAACGGAGAUGUUGAUACUGUUUGCAAUCUUGCUAUGAACCAACAGUUCGUUACUGCUCUUAACAGAACCAUCAUCGGAAAAGAACGUGUCAACGAACCAUGGUUCUAUAAUGGAGAGACUCCAAACGUAGCUGGAAUGCAAACCAAAUACUCAGGAAAUUUGGAUUUCUUGACCGUUCGAGGCAGUGGCCACUUCGUUCCAGAAGACAAGCCAAGAGAAGCUCUUCAAAUGAUCUACAACUUUGUCAAACAAAGAGAUUACUCAACAGCUGUCCCAACUAACUUUAAUUAA
This is a messenger RNA of Auanema sp. JU1783, 1291 nucleotides long. NCBI's taxonomy places the organism in Eukaryota, Metazoa, Nematoda, Chromadorea, Rhabditida, Rhabditidae. The record is from the annotation of a GenBank genome assembly.